Messenger RNA from Chaetomium globosum CBS 148.51, 858 nucleotides. RefSeq lists its product as uncharacterized. Bases 1 to 858 code for a protein of 285 amino acids. Gene Ontology annotation, molecular function: 3'-5'-DNA exonuclease activity. Gene Ontology annotation, cellular component: cytosol. Lineage: Eukaryota; Fungi; Ascomycota; Sordariomycetes; Sordariales; Chaetomiaceae. The transcript is spliced from 5 exons. The record is from RefSeq and is a predicted model, not a curated record.
AUGGCUGAACCCAAUACCAACCAGUCAAACGGUGUCUCGACAACAUCGAAUAUACCUCCCGCAACCACCUACACGCCUCGAUACAUUGAUAUCGGCAUCAACUUGGCAGACCCCAUUUUUCGGGGCCGCUACCAUGGCAAAUCACGGCACCCAGACGACCUCAAGGGGGUCGUGGGGAGAGCCAUUGAGGUUGGGUGUUCCAAACUCAUCGUGACGGGCUCGUCGUUCAAGAGCUCGAGGGACGCACUCAAACUCGCCAAGGAAUUCCCCGGCACCGUCUUCGCAACCGCGGGCAUCCACCCCUGCAGCAGUUCCAUCUUCAGCUCCACCCACCACAAACACCACGACGAGAGCCAGAGCGAGGGGGAGGACGGAGAAGAGGCCGAACACACCCCGGCCUGCGGCCCGGACCCAACCAAGCCGAUCCUCGACGGCGACGGCGUCGACCACGCCCGCAGCGCCAAGAUCAUGACCGACCUCGCCGACCUCAUCACCCAAGCCCGCAGCAGCAGCAACAACAACAGCAGCAGCAACACCCCCCGCCGCAGAGCUCGUCGCCUUCGGCGAGUUCGGCCUCGACUACGACCGGCUGCACUACUGCUCCAAAGAACUGCUGCUGCCGCUGCUGCCGCUGCUGCCGAAACCGAGGCUGUGGCUGCGGAUCCCACGGCUACCUCUGGAGCUGAAGGAGAAACAGUGAAGCCGGACCGGAGACAGAGACAGAAGAAGCCGCAACAACAACAGCAACAAGCCAAGAAGAACCAGAAGAAAGAGUCUGAGGUUCCCGAGCGGUACAAGGUGUCAAGAAGGAGAAGUGGGAAGAGGGCGCAUGUCAAGGGCGGAAUGAGCCAUGUAUAA